ACACACCACUUCUACACGACAAGGAGGACAUUGUACAUAAAUUAAACAAUUAAACAACAACACACAUACACACCACUUCUACACGACAAGGAGGACAGUGUACAUAAAUUAAACAAUUAAACAACAACACACAUACACACCACUUCUACACGACAAGGAGGACAUUGUACAUAAAUUAAACAAUUAAACAACAACACACAUACACACCACUUCUACACGACAAGGAGGACAGUGUACAUAAAUUAAACAAUUAAACAACAACACACAUACACACCACUUCUACACGACAAGGAGGACAUUGUACAUUUGAAUAUAAUCCUUUACUUACACGGUAGAAUUUUGCAUUAUUAUAAAAACUAUUAAACCAAAUGAAUCUUAAUUAUCUGUAUCUUGACACAGAGAAAGUUAAAAACAAAAAGGCCACUAAUGAACACAUUUCAUUGUAUAUAUAUAUGAUAUUUAUUUACAUAGGGAAAGGGCGUCGAUAAUGAUCAUGUAACUUGUGUCAGCGUCAGCGUUCCCUAUUAAGGGCUGGUAAACUCACGUCAUUCCAAAUAUGGAAAAACAGUAGCCGAAAUAAGAUUUUUUGACACGAGUUUGAAAACCAAAGAAAAUGUCUGUUUUUGAGGAUGAUUUCACCGCUGUUGUCAUUGACAACGGAAGUGGAAUGUGUAAGGCGGGAUUUGCCGGAGAUGAUGCGCCACAUGCUGUAUUUCCCGCCAUUACUGGACGACCACAAUACGAUAUGAUAAUGCCGGGCAUGGGUAAUAAAGACUGUUAUAUUGGGGACGAGGCUCAGAACAAACGUGAGAUUCUGUCUCUAAAUUACCCGGUGGAACACGGUAUCGUCACCAACUGGGACGACAUGGAGAAGAUCUGGCAUCAUACCCUCUAUAACGAGCUGCGUGUGGCUCCCGAGGAACAUCCAGUCAUGUUGACAGAGGCGCCACUAAAUCCUAAGGCCAACAGAGAAAAAAUGAUACAGAUCAUGUUUGAGACAUUUAACACGCCCGCCUUCUACGUGGCGAUACAGGCUGUGCUGUCUUGGUACGCCUCCGGACGGACCACGGGCAUCGUGUUUGAUGCCGGGGAUGGCGUGUCACACGUUGUACCUAUAUACGAGGGCUACUCUCUCCCUCACGCCAUCAAACGUGUUGACCUGGCAGGUCGUGAUCUCACAGCCUACCUCCAGAGGAUCCUCCACGAGAGGGGAUACAACUUCAUAACAUCAGCGGAACAAGAGGUUGUUCGAGAUAUAAAAGAAAAAUUGUCCUACGUGGCAUUGGAUUUUGAAAGAGAAAUGGAUUCUGCAUCAAGCUCGUCAACAAUAGAGAAGACUUACGAGCUACCUGACGGCCAACUUAUCACUAUUGGUAACGAGAGGUUCCGGUGCCCGGAAGUACUCUUCCAGCCUUCACUCAUAGGAAUGGAAUCAGCAGGAAUUCACGAACUUCUCCACAAUUCAAUCAUGGCAUGCGAUGUCGACACUGCCUUUUACAUGGCGCUACCGGCUGUGCUGUCGCUGUACGCCUCCGGACGGACCACGGGGAUCGUGUUUGAUGCCGGGGAUGGCGUGUCACACGUGGUACCUAUAUACGAGGGCUACUCCCUCCCUCACGCCAUCAAACGUGUUAACCUGGCAGGUCGUGACCUCACAGCCUACCUCCAGAGGAUUCUCAAUGAAAGAGGAUACAACCUCACAACCUCAUCUGAAAUGGAGAUUGUCCAGGAUAUGAAGGAGAAGAUGGCCUAUGUAGCUUUAGACUUUGAGAGUGAAAUGAUAUCAGCAUCUACCGUGGAAAAGCCGUACAAAUUACCGGACGAUGGAGUUGUCACCAUUGGCAACGAAAGGUUUCGGUGUCCGGAAGUUUUCUUUCAACCAUCGUGUUUAGGAAUUGAAUCCAACGGAAUUCACAAACUGCUACAUAACUCAGCCAUGACUUGUGAUAUCGACAUCCGACGAGAACUCUUCAGCAAUGUCGUCCUGUCCGGCGGAAGUACUAUGUUUACAGGUAUGGCAGACCGAUUAAGGAAAGAGUUGCAUGGCAUUGUACCUGACGUUAUGAAAGUCAAGGUCAUCGCACCACAGGAUAGAAUAUAUUCCGCGUGGAUUGGUGGAUCUAUCCUGGGUUCCCUAUCCACAUUCCAACAAAUGUUGAUCUCAAAGCAGGAAUAUGGUGAAUGUGGACCAGGAAUUGUUCAUAGGAAGUGUUUUUGAAAAGAAAAUGUCAACAUUCAAGAAGAUGAGGAUUUCAAAACAGGACUAUGAAGAGUCCGGACCACGAAUUGUUCACCAAAGGUGCUCCUAUAGCUCAUACUCCCAUGCUCAAUAGGAUUGUUAUUGACUUAGUGUUUGUUCAGGAGGAGACAGCUUUUUAUCUCAAGGAUAAAUUGAAGAAAAAAACAGUUUCUUCCAUAUGUGAAUAGACAGGAGUUUUUCACUAUUUCUUAUGGAAGCUUUAUACC
This is a messenger RNA of Mizuhopecten yessoensis (Yesso scallop), 2466 nucleotides long. Its product is annotated as actin, plasmodial isoform-like. NCBI's taxonomy places the organism in Eukaryota, Metazoa, Mollusca, Bivalvia, Pectinida, Pectinidae. The transcript has 10 exons. The record is from RefSeq and is a predicted model, not a curated record. Bases 614 to 2218 code for a protein of 534 amino acids.